This is a messenger RNA of Heterocephalus glaber (naked mole-rat), 2202 nucleotides long. The record is from RefSeq and is a predicted model, not a curated record. NCBI's taxonomy places the organism in Eukaryota, Metazoa, Chordata, Mammalia, Rodentia, Bathyergidae.
GACAAGGCAUCUGGGAAAAUAGACCUCAGCAGACUCUAAAACAUCUUGCUUUUCUCUGGUUUACCAAGCCAGUCCCAUGCAAUGAGUCUAUGAGAGAAUCUUCUAGGUCCAUUUUUGGGUGUGGCAUGCAGGGCUGGAGGAAUGUAGAGCUCUGCCUCUUAGCAGCUGAAUUUGUACUUGGAUGUUAUUUGACAUGAUCAUCUGUUGACCAACAGGUCCUUCAGCAGGAGACCCCACUCUGAGGUAAGGAGCAGUGGCCCAGGGACAUUUCCUUCAGCAAGAAUAAAGAACAAUACAAGAACCCGGGGCUACAGACUUUUCAAUUGUUCCUUUCCUCUUUUACUGUGUUCCCAUUCUUUCUUUUUGCCUUUUGCAGCUUAAUUUUCCGAUCAUUGUUUUUCUAUCUUUCCUGCUGUAUCCCGUGGUUCCUCUUUAACUACCUUUGCCUGUUCCUCUUCUCUCUUUCAGUCACAUUUCUUAGAGCCCUUAUGAAAUGUCCCGAGAAACUGUCACUUCAACCUUACUUCCUGCUUUAAAUCCUCUGCCCGUUUCCCAGACUCAUUCUACCAGGAGGUCACGCGGGAAUUGUGUCAUCUCAGGAAGGAGACCGGGGGUGCUGACUGUGGAACAGCUGCAUGUGGUGCCUCGGGAGUGGCAGGAACCUGAAAGUGCAAGAGCUUACUUAACUGUGUCUGCAGAGCAAAGUCAGCACAGUCCUGCACUUCCUGGGCAGAAGAGCUCUCUGCCUCUCUCUCUCUUUCGCCAUUAUUUUCAGAUGGGCUCUUGCUCUGUUGGCCUUGAGCUCUACAUUCUCCUGCCUCAGCAUCCCAAGUAGCUGGGAUUACACCAUACACUGCCACCUCUGGCUUAGGUUACUCUUUUCUCAGACUGUCCGCCUAGAAGAUUCUUUUGAGACUUUAGCACUUGCUAAAAUCUAGUUACCACUAAGUGUGAAGCAGGAAGAUUAGCAGAUGACAGGAACCUUAAGGGGAGGCUCGGCGGCCCUUACACACCACACUGCAGCCCACACUCAGGCCGUGGGGAGCCGGCCUCACUCCCGAGGUGGGCAGAAGCCCUCCCCCCGGCGGGGAAGGACACUCAGGAUGGGAACGGCCCGAAGGCAGCACAGACACGGCCUAGGAACAGGUCCAGACCCAGGCUUUGCACCUGCCCGAGAGAGGGCGUGGGCUGAUGGCCCAGGACCCGGACCCUGUGAGAGCCCAGGCUCUUUGGUGUUUCAGGAGGAGGAUCGAGCCCUGGCAGUUCGAGGCCUCCUUCGACCCCCGGCAGCUGCGGAGAGAGACCUGUCUGCUGUCCGAGGUGCAGUGGGGCACGAGCCCCAGGGCCUGGCGGGGGUGCAGCCUGAACACAGCCCGGCACGCGGAGGUGAGCUUCAUGGACAGGCUCACCUCGGAGGGGCGCCUGCGCGGCCCCGUCCGCUGCUCCAUCACCUGGUUCCUGUCCUGGAGCCCCUGCGGGGCCUGCGCCCAGGCCAUCGGGGAGUUUUUGAGGCAGCACCCGAACGUGAGUCUCGUCAUUUACAUCGCACGGCUUUUCUGGCACGUGGAUGAGCAGAACCGGCAAGGACUCCGGGACCUGGUGACCCGUGGCGUGCGCAUGCAGGUCAUGAGCGACCCAGAGUUCGCCCACUGCUGGAGGAAUUUCGUGAACUACUCGCCAGGGCAGGAGGCGCGCUGGCCCCAGGUGCCGCCCGUGUGGACCUGGCUGUACUCGCUGGAGCUGCACUGCAUCCUGCUCAAUCUUCCACCCUGUUUAAAGAUUUCAAGAAGACAUCACAAUCAGCUUACAUUUUUCCAACUUAUUCUUCAAAAUUGCCAUUACCAAGCAAUUCCGUCCCCUGUCCUUUUAGCCUCGGGGUUGAUACAUCCUUUUGUGACCUGGGCUUGAGCAGAAAGUGUGUACAUUGCGUGUACACUGUCGCAGGAGUAGUGUUCAUGCCUCCUAGGGAGUGAGGGCCAUCUGGAAUCCAGAAUUGGGCCGGGAGUGUGGACUACAGGCAGGGUGUUGUCCACCAAGUGUGAGGCUCUGGGUUCAAACCCCAGAAAUGAGAUAAAAAGAAAAAAAAAGAAUCUAGAAAUUUUCACAAACAGCUAUAUCACAUAUUGUGUGUUCUCUGCCCUGUCCCAAAUUACCCUAAAACUUUGCACCCUCAACUAACAGUAAAUAUUUAUUUUGACCAUA